AUGUCACUGAGGAACGACGAACAGACUGAGAAGGGAGCGGUGGUAGGGAAGGUCGAUUCUCAUCUGUCGAGUCCGGUACAGGAGGAGAUUAUCCAAGUUCAGACGCAGAAGCCAUUCACCACACUAUCAGCAAUCGGUAUUGGUUAUGGGGUCACCAACACGGCAGUUGGCCUGCUGCUUGUUCUGGGCACAGGCAUUCCCAUGGGCGGGUCGCCCGUGAUAUUUUGGGGUUUUUUGGCAAUGGCAGCCGUCGGACUGGCUACAGCAACGACUCUAUCUGAACUAAUAUCCGCAAUACCCCACCCGGGAGGUCAAUAUAUCUGGGUACAUAAAAUUGCCCCAGAAAGAUACAGAAGAGGCUUAUCCUACGCAACAGCAAUGAUCAGCUGGAUCGCAGCUAUCGCAAUUGGCGCCUCUGGGAAUCUUGCCGUGCCCGUGAAUGCAUUUACAAUUGUCACCCUUCUCAACCCUAACUUCGUGUAUCAACGGUGGAUGGGCUUUGUGGUGUUUCAACUCAUCAAUAUUGUGACGUGCUUUGGUGCUUGCUUUGAGUAUUUUCUACCCAAAAUCUCGAAGGCUUUGUUGCUUGUGAACGUCCUCUCCGUUUCGGCCAUUAUCAUUACUUUAUUUGCUACUGCCAAAACCCACACGAGUGCUAAAGACUUUUUCGAAGUUGUCAACGUUUCCGGCUGGCCGAAUGGUGUGGCCUUUCUAAUUGGCCUGAAUGGAUCUAAUUGGUGCUUCUCUUGCCUCGACGUUGCUACACACCUUGCUGAAGAAAUCCCAUCCCCAAGCACAAAUAUUCCAAAAGCAUUGAUUUGGACCAUCGUUAUUGCAUUCAGCAGUGGUCUUCUGAUGAUUCUGGCUGUUUUAGUUAACAUUGGCCCUAUUAAUACCCCAGAUUACUCGGGACUUACGGUCUUACACCACAUCACAGGCAGUAAAGCUGCUGCAAUUGGCCUCUGGGUUCCCGUCCUUUUUCUUGUUUUCGCCUCUGUAUGGUCGAUUCAGACAUGGCAGUCACGACUUGCCUGGUCAAUUAGUCGAGAGUCUGGCUUCCCUCUACAUCGUCAUUUUAGCAAAAUCUUCCCAGCACCAUUCUAUACCCCUAUAUGGUCCUUAAUUGGCUCUGCAGUCGGCACAGCAUUGUUCGGCUGUUUGUACCUUGCGUCUGAACUGGCAUUCAACUCACUCAUUGCAACAGGAAUUCUUCUCCAAUAUGCUAGCUAUAGUAUUCCUACUAUACUAGUACUUUACCGAGGCAGGUCGAAAUUUCAGCAUGGCCCCUUUUGGUAUCCUAAGUUGGGGUUCAUGGCCAACAUUGUAAUGCUUGCGUGGACCCUGGUAGCUCUGAUAUUUUAUUGUUUUCCUGUUUAUUCAGAAGUCAUCCCAAGCCAGGUGAAUUACGUUUCAGCAGUUCUUAUUCUGAUUGCUAUUCUUAUUACCUCGCUCUGGUUUUUGUAUGCAAAGAAACAUUAUCAUGUCGUUGAGAUAUAA
Molecule: messenger RNA, 1497 nt
Organism: Trichophyton rubrum CBS 118892
Lineage: Eukaryota; Fungi; Ascomycota; Eurotiomycetes; Onygenales; Arthrodermataceae
Exons: 1
Coding region: 1-1497 (498 amino acids)
Biological process (GO): transmembrane transport
Cellular component (GO): membrane
Molecular function (GO): transmembrane transporter activity
Source: RefSeq, a predicted model, not a curated record